Tauraco erythrolophus (red-crested turaco) is the source of this 436-nucleotide messenger RNA. Lineage: Eukaryota; Metazoa; Chordata; Aves; Musophagiformes; Musophagidae. The record is from RefSeq and is a predicted model, not a curated record.
AUGGCCUCUUUGGGGAUUCCUGGGUUCAAAAUCUCCUGGUUUGUGGCUCUGGCAAUGAUGAUAGGGAUGAGGACCAAUAUGGCUCUUCAUACAGACCCUCCAGAACAUUUCCUGCUGCAGCAAGAACAGGAGCAUCGCUACACUAGUGGCACCCAGCAGGUGAGGUACCUGGACAACUUCAACUGGGACCGGCAGGAGAUCUGUUCCUACAACAGCGAGCUGGUUUGUUCUGUAACAAGGUUUUAUUCUUCUGAAAUUAAGAUAAAGUGGUUUAAAACUGGGCAGGAGGAUGUGGACAAUGUUGUGUAUGAGGACCACUUCCUAAAUGGAAUCUCUCCCGAUGCUGGUCACUUUGGAAGUCACACCGAAGCAAGGGAUGUCUGUGCUUGUCAGGUGGAGCACGUCAGCCUGCCAGUGCUCAUCACCGUGGCCUGGG